Molecule: messenger RNA, 5579 nt
Organism: Athalia rosae (coleseed sawfly)
Lineage: Eukaryota; Metazoa; Arthropoda; Insecta; Hymenoptera; Athaliidae
Gene: xmas
Exons: 4
Coding region: 138-5150 (1670 amino acids)
Biological process (GO): mRNA export from nucleus
Cellular component (GO): cytoplasm; transcription export complex 2; nucleus
Molecular function (GO): nucleic acid binding
Source: RefSeq, a predicted model, not a curated record
GACCAAAAGCAGACGACAAAUCUCCGCUAAUUUAGAUGAAGUAUGGCGCGAAAUCGCACUACGGAAAGUUCAUCGUGAUCUGUUGUCGACAAUAAAGUAGAUCGAACUAGCGUGGGCAUUAAAAUAAAACUGUCAAAAUGUUGAAAGAAAAUGAAGACCAAGAGUUUGAGCUGGAGAAAGAAGCGGAUGACAAUUCGUGGAAUGAUAUUAUCUCAAAAAAUUUUAUAUUUGCUACCCCAAGUUUUGUGUCAAACCCUGAGAGAGUGAUAGACUUUGGUGCAAAUUCUGAUCACGUUUUUUCCCAACGAAACGUUCCAGAAACUACAUUCACUUUUGCUGCUCCGGCAACUAUAUCCCAACCAACUAAUUCUCAAGAGCAAAAUCAGCAAAGUCCUCAAAGUGAAGAUAACGAUAAACUACUCAGGCCUAGAAUAGCCAGGAAAAUCUACCAGCCACCGAAGAACUCUUUUUCUUCAACGUUGCAUGAGUCAGAAGGUAGAGAUAAGUUGCUGCAGGACUAUGAGCAGCUUAAAAAACACUCAAAGUCCCGAAGCACCCUCAAAAUAGAUGUGAAUAAUUCUAUCACCUGCACAAACGUACCGAAGCAGCUUUUAACAAAAACUGUUGCAAAAGAAUAUUUUUCAACGUUUGGACCAAUCUUGAAAAUUGUACCCAGACCUCGUAAAGCAAUCGUUACAAUAUACUACGCUAAUAAAGAUGCCGCAAACAUCGCUUACUACAAAUCUGGUCAGUACAUGGGGGAAAAAUUUGAUGUACAUUGGACCAGUUCCGAAACAGGGGCCAAAUCUCACGUUAAAAAAGAAUCCAGCAGAGAUGCGGUAAGGAACUUUAUUACAGCAGAUGAUGAUGAUAUCAAUGCUGAAUUGGCGGCAAUGGUGGGUUUGGAGUACAACUGCUUUGGUGGUACUGCACAAGGUCAAGUGUCGUCGACAGAAGCUAAGCAAAGUCGUAAAAAACCUAAAGCCCUGGUCUCCAAAGAGACUACAAAGUAUGAGAAGCCACCAGCUAAAGUUAUAAAAUCAGAGAAGAUGGAAACUGAUACUCAAAUUCAAGCAAUUGUGCCUAAAGCUACCGCUGAAGAACUAUUAAGUAUUAUUAGGCAGCCUGCUACCACCUCGGAAGACAAGUACAAAAUAUUAGAAGCUCGGGAUAAGUUCAUGAGAUUGAAACAAGUAAAAUCAUAUACUUUGGCUGCAGCCAAAAUCACCAAAGGUACCUGCCCUGAUAUGUGCCCAGAGAAAGAACGUCUGAUGCGUGAAUCUCAGAGACAAGUAGCAGUCUUUGAACAAAUGGAAGGAAAAGAAUACAGGAUCAACCAUGCGAUAGCUGUAAAACAGUAUUCCAGAUCUUCGGCUGACCAAGAAGAACCUUUGGCCCACGAGCUAAGGCCUGUUGGAUCACUUAAAAUGACUAUGAGCUACUUGGUACAUGAGAUAAUGAACAUGUGCAUGGUAGAAGGAACAAACUUAGGUGACUGGUUUCAUUUUCUAUGGGACAGAACAAGAGGAAUACGGAAGGACAUAACUCAGCAAGAACUCUGCUGCAUGGACAGUGUAGAGUUGGUCGAACAGUGUGCUAGAUUUCAUAUUUUCUGCUCAGAACGCUUGUGUGCAGAAGAGCCCUCAGUCUUUGACAAAAAAAUCAAUUCUGAAAACUUAACCAAAUGUCUGCAGACAUUAAAGUACAUGUACCAUGAUCUGAGAAUCAAGGGAAUGGUUUGCAAGAAUGAGGCAGAAUUCCGGGGCUACAUUAUUCUACUCAAUUUACAUGACGGCAAUUUCAUGUGGGACUUACAAAAAUUACCUCCUGAUAUACAGAAAUCGCCAGAAGUCAGAUUUGCUAUUGAAGUGUACUCUUCAAUAGAGUCGCACAACUUUUCAAAGUUUUUUAAGCUUGUGAGAAAGACGACCUACCUAAACGCUUGCAUUUUAUUGCGGUAUUUCAAUCAGGUCAGAGUCAAAGCUUUGUCUGUUAUGGUUAAAGCUUACUGUAGAAUCCCGUCCACUCAAUUUCCACUUUAUGAACUGAUUGACAUUCUUGGAUUCGAAGAUGAAAACGAGGCUGUUUAUUUCUGUGAACAAGUUGGACUUUCAAUAUCAAAUGACGAAAUGCACAUCAUAUUUAACAGGGAAAGCUUUAAUCAACCAAUUUCCUUGGUGGAACAAGGAAGAGCAAUUCAUAUCGUUGAAUCAAAACGGGUCAUACAAGGCUUGACUGUUGGACAGUGCAUUGCUGGUGGUGAAACACUAGAGAAGACCUACAAGACUCAUGUGCCUCACGAUAGCUUUAAUGCCAAUGGGUACUUGACAUUGGAUGCCAUAAGUGUGCAAGAUCAAGGGAUGAAUACCAAAAAUAAGUCUGUAUCGGAUGAAACUGAUCCCUAUGAGCUUUUGGAAGAAGAUUCAUCAAAGCCAUUGGCAAGGCUCAAACCACAGUCUGAAAUUAAGGAUCAAACCGAUUCUGUUGCAAAGAAACCUAGCCAAACAUUCAUCGCAGGACCAAAGAUCGAAUCUUCUGGCUGUGGUGAUGUUCCCAAUAAAAAUUUAAAGUCCUCGAUGCCCUUGUUUCCUGCAUUUUCAAAAGAACAGUCAACGUCUAUAAAACCAUCGAGUGUAUUCAACAAACAAAACAGUAACAAAUUUUUUGGAGGUACAGACAGAACUGCUCAGCCAUUUGGCACCAAGCUUCCAACGGUUGAUGUAAAAUCAAGUAAUGAUGCAGAACCGGAUAAAAAGUUGAAGUCCAUCUUUGGAGCUCAGAUUGAAAAUUCAGGAAUAUUUUCGACAACAAAUACAAAUGUGAACAAAAUAUCAACAAGUGAAAAAACUAAAGUCUUUCAACAACACAUGGAACCAUCUAAACUUCAAGAUGCUUCGCCGUUCGGUAUGGCAUUGAAUAAGAGUAUCUUCUCAGGAAAUACCUAUCAGCAUAUAUUUUCAAAACCUAUAGAAGGAGCAACAAUAUUUGGAAACAAAAGCGUGGCUGUACCAAAUGUUGGGGCUGACAUAAAAAAUGAUGAAGACAGAAAGAAACAAGAAAAAAUUGGGACAGAAUCAAACAGGCAGAAGUUAGAAGAGCUAAGGAAGCAGCUGGAAGUAGAAGAACUAAAAUUACAAGAACUAGAACGUCAAAAAAGAUCGAAAAUGAUAGAAGAAAAAUCAAGGAAGAUCGUAGAUGAGUUGGAAGCUGAAGUUGUCAAAGAAAUAUGCGUCUCAGUAGUUGAAGAAGAAAUAGAUCACAUGGAAAUGUGCAAUUCAUUGAGUGAGAGCCUCACAAACUCGUUCGUGAAUCAAGUAGUACAAGAAGUAUGUAAAGAGCUUGUGAGAGAAGAGAUGCAUAUUCAGAAACAGCUGAACGAAAUAUUUGAAAGAAUUAAACAAAGACUAGUCAGAAAAUACUACAAACGCUGGCGGCGAAAUGUGACUAAAAGAAGACGACAACGAGACGCUCUGAACGAUACACCGGUUUGGUUGCAAAGUCGCACUGUCAGUGAAUGUGCUAAGCUGUUAUACCAUCCACAGCAGAAUUUAGUGAUUCGGAAUAUGUGCAGGAAAAGAUCACAUAACGAAUCGGAGCCUCUGGAUGACAACCUCGCGCCAGUUGAAAUUAUAAUAUAUGCCGGAAUCAAGGAAAACAUUAAAUCAUCUGAAAACGAAAUUAUGCCCAAAAUAUUCUGGAAGCUUGCUAUCUCGUGGCCAGAUUUAAUGAACAAAGUAGUUCUAUGGCAGCACAAGAAGACAAUGAACACUUAUUUGAGUCCUGAAGAUUAUACCCAAGAGCCAAUAAUGAAGAUUUAUCAGCCAAACCCAUAUGAGACUUUGUCAAUUUGCAUCAGACACUUUGAAGGGAUUAUUAACGAGCAUAAUUUAGUUGGAACUGAUGGCCUUCUUCUUAUUGCUUCUACUUCAGAGGACCUUCAUGCAGUCAAGCAGCGUUUAUCUCGAACAAUUUUAUCAAGAUCUAAGCUUAUGCCUAUACCAAUAGCGAUUGUAUUCCUAGGCGAGGAUCAUUUAGUGCCAGAAAAUGUUGAAUUGGAACUAGAUCUGGAAAUUUUAUUGGAAUCUGGCUACGUAUCGGAGUACACAGUUGCAUUCGAAAAAGAAAUGGGUAGAAAUCAGAUACUAAGAUUGACUCAAAGCGCUAUACUUUGGCUAACGACAAAUAAAUCACCUCCUGUGCCUCUCGAAAUGGAUUAUCUAGACCAGGUGUUGGGUACUUGCCUAACGCAAGAAUUAUGGCUGAGGAUACAUGGACAUUCAAAUUUCAAUAAACAUCUGGCUGAUGGCUUAGAUGAUCCUGUUUUGAUAAUAAACUUACACAACGAGGCCGUCACACAUUUGAUGGAUAUAUUUUUGGAUCAGGAAUCCCUACAAUACACAGAUUUUCCAGGAGAGUUCAAAGUAUUUUUGAAUGACAAAGUCAACCUGCCUUGUACCUAUGAGUAUUUUAACGAUGCAUGGAAACAGGAGACAAAUAGAUCGUUGUUUGAAAAAAUUUUGAGCAGCUUUCUUCUACCAGAAUGGAAACACGAAUGGCCCACAGGAAAUCUCUGCGAACUUGACAUUGCCAUAAAUAGCUAUUGCCUUGAAGCAUUACCUACUACGGACAGCAGGGCUGUUACUAGCCGAAUUACAAGUGCUUUGUUUCUGAUGUCAGACGACUCCAGAAAGCCUAAUUUUAUAGAUUUGCUUCUGGAGAUUUUGAAAAUAAAGAUCCAGCUGCUUGACAAGAAGUUGAGAGUUAUAUACAACAAAAACCAUGUUAAACAUUUUCGUACGUUGCCAUGGUGGUUCAAGUCUAACGUGUUAUUGGAGUAUAUUUCUCAAAAAGAAUCAGUCACAGAGAACGAUGAGAAAAGAGAAAUUGUGAUAGGUGAGCCAUUUAGAAAACGACCCCGUUUAUCGGGCGAUGGAGAUGAGGAUUUAGAUACACAUAGUUUUUAUAACCCGAACGAUAGCUUAGCUGAAUUUUGUAAAGAUACUCAGGACCAAGUGUUGACGGUACACAGCAUGUCUAAGAAGUUGGAAUUCGGCAUUGGUAUACAAAAAACAAAAAUUACAGCACUGAAUGAAACUUUAGAGCAAGCAAUACUGGACGAGGAGAUGAAUCUUUCAAAAUUCAAGCAGUGAGUAAUUUCUUUGUGAUGUUGAUAAAAGAAUUUGCAACAUCUAGUUAACAAAAAAUAUCGAACCCUGAAAAACAGUUUAAAUAGUCACAAAUCUAAUUUGAUAUUCCACAAAACUUUAUAAAUACUAUGUUAAGAUUAAGAGAUUUGUACGUUUUAUUGCCUUACCAAUUCAUGACUUCUUUUCGUUUUUUGUAUUAAUAUCAACAUAUUCGUAGCAACAGAAAAAAGGGAACCAAUCUCGUACUAUUCUCUUAUUUCAUUUGGCAUUCGUAUAGGCUGUAUAGUAUUGUCAAUGAAUAAAGAUUAUCAUUUCAUACGUUUAAUUGCUUCCCCUUCUGUUGAUCGGUAUAGAAAUAUGUUGAAUCGUGAAUAAAAUGGCUAAGAAUGUCAAAGAGUUGGACUAAAUAAAAGCGAUUAUUUUUUGUAACAA